UCUCGAGCAUUUAUUUUUGUCAUAAUGCCCAAGCUAACAGCCUAAAAUGGUGUUUAGUUUACUUCGCAACGGAAGCCUAGGAGUUAGACCUUUGUCUCCGAAGUCCGAACAGCAAAGUUAAUGACCUAAAGUGGAAAGUGGAAAAGUUAAUUCGUGUCAAAUGCAAUCUCCAGCACUAAAAUGGUUAUCCUCAUUCCUCUAUUUGAUAUUAAUCCUUUCAAUUCUCUUCUCUUUCCACAUCAAAAUCGCACUCAAAUUGAUAGUAGGCAACCACAAACCUCACCUCAAGAGAUCCGCAGAUCUCCCUCUCCGCUUCCGCUCGGAUGGCACCUUCAAAAUCCUUCAGUCAGGUGGCUGAUAUGCAUUAUGGGACUGGGUCGGUGACUCGCUGCAGAGACGUGUUGCCUUCUCAGUUUGAUUUCUGCUCCGAUCUCAACACCACUCUCUUUCUUGAGAGGAUGAUUCAAUCCGAGAAACCUGAUUUCAUUGCUUUUACGGGGGAUAACAUAUUUGGGACAAGCACUACCGAUGCUGCAGAAUCCCUGUUUCGUGCCUUUGGUCCUGCCAUUGAAUCUAGACUUCCAUGGGCAGCAAUCUUAGGAAACCAUGACCAUGAAUCUACAAUGACUCGAGAAGAGUUGAUGUCAUUCAUCUCCUUAAUGGAUUAUUCAGUCUCACAAGCCAAUCCAUCAAUUGAGGAUUCCUCUGAUACUGGCAAAGGAAGCAUGAUAACAAACAUUGAUGGAUUCGGAAAUUAUAAUCUCAGAGUUUAUGGAGCGCCAGGUUCCCUUUUGGCAAAUCACAGUCUCCUUAAUCUUUUCUUUCUUGACAGUGGAGCCAGAGAGAUUGUUCAAGGAAGACGAACUUAUGGAUGGAUUAAGGAAUCUCAACUUCAUUGGCUUCGUGGCAUUUCUAGGGGAUAUCAGGGCCAAAAGCAGGAUCUUAAUCAUUUGAAUGAGGCUUCAAUCUUGGCUUUGCCUUUGGCACUGGCUUUUUUUCAUAUCCCAAUCCCAGAAAUUCCACAGCUGUACUAUCAAAAGAUUGUAGGUCAAUUUCAAGAAGCUGUGGCGUGUUCAUUUGUGAAUUCUGGAGUCUUACAGACCUUUGUAUCUAUGGGAGAUGUGAAGGCUGUGUUUUUGGGUCAUGAUCACACCAAUGACUUUUGUGGGAAAUUAGAUGGAAUAUGGUUUUGUUAUGGUGGAGGCUUUGGAUAUCAUGGUUAUGGGAGAGCUGGGUGGCCACGGAGAGCAAGGGUCAUAUUAGCAGAGCUUCGGAAGGGGGAGAAGUCAUGGAUGGGAGUGGAGAGCAUUAGAACCUGGAAGCGUCUUGAUGAUGAGAAGCUGAGCAAGAUUGAUGAACAAGUCUUAUGGGAAUUGGAGUAGUCAGACUUGAUGCAUGAUUUCAGGUAUCAAUGUAUCUUAUGUUGCAGAUGAUUAGUUCUGUAUAUUCUCCGUGAUGGUUAUGUUUUUUAUUAACAUGUUGAUACAUGUCAAUAAGCAUGUUUAUUGUGACUUAGAAUAUAUGUUCUUUUGAUACAUAAAGUCAACCAAUAUUUGAGUCUUAUAAU
Molecule: messenger RNA, 1567 nt
Organism: Jatropha curcas
Lineage: Eukaryota; Viridiplantae; Streptophyta; Magnoliopsida; Malpighiales; Euphorbiaceae
Gene: PAP28
Product: purple acid phosphatase 28
Cellular component (GO): cytoplasm
Molecular function (GO): hydrolase activity, acting on ester bonds
Source: RefSeq, a predicted model, not a curated record